ACCUGCUACACACACACAACGACCGUUCGAUCUUUUGGGUGUUUAAAUGGGAAUUUCCGAGUAGUGUGUGUACAGUGCAUUAACGAAAACAAGGUGAAACCUCCAUGGUGAACCCUACUGUCACGGUAGCAAACUUUCCACAAUCAGGACAUCCCCGCGGAGUAUAAAGUGAUGAAAACACAAACAGUGGUAUCCAGAAUUCUUACAACCUCCGAAGAGAGAACAGAUACGGUGGACUUGUUCAGAAACGUCAGAAACUGAAUCUUGCUUUAGCUGUUUAAUAUAUCAUCUGGAUCUGGGCAUCAACGAAGUGAUUGCAUUUAAAACAUCAUUCGAAGUUGAAGUGCAUUGCUAUUCUGCUAAUUGAGAGAAAAGCAUAUCUACCUACUUCAAAAUGGAAUUGAGCCUUACAGACAACGAGAGAAUGUCGACCAGCCGUUCGAACCAAUCCAUCUUGGGCGUGAUGAAGGGCUUCAUCGACGCCGUCAAUGAGAUGGACGAGACGGUACUCAUUCCCAGCCUCCUGAUUGACAUGCAAGUCGAUCCAAACACAGUUGCACUUCCAGAAACAACCACCACAACAACCACCACACGCCCUGAAAAAGACUUCGCCGUCAUACCUACCAACCAAGACUCUGUUAACCUGCACACUUGUUACUCCAUGUUGAAAGCUGUCAAAUCGGAGCUAAUCCGUGGACCAACUUCAACUUCAGAGGCUGACGAGGAGGAAGAAAUCCCUGCUCUGAUCGGGGCAGACAACCGGAGCAGGACCCUCGAGGCAGCAACCGCACGGGCCUUUAGAGAACAUUUACUCGGACUUUUCGGGGUACUCCAACAGCUUACAGACGUUAGCAAGAAACUCACUGGUAAAUACCAAGAAGAACUUGGCGACUAUCAGUCAUGCUUCAUCAAACCAAAGUCGUCAUAUCUAAUGUAGAUAAAACUAUGUUCGUCUUGCUUGAAGAACAAUGAGACUAUAGUAUUAGGUGCAAUUGAACGGCUCGGAGUUUUUGUACGUCAUCAUGAUAUUGUUGCUGGACUACGAUUUCUGUUAAAACUGCAGGACAGAAUGGUAGCAGAUAGCAAGAAACUGACAAUUUGUUAAACAUUACUGUAAAGUGUACGUAUAAUGAUGGAAAUACAACUCUGAUGUAUACAAUAUUGUUUGUAUACAUUUGAAAUGUUUUGAAAUGUUUGAAUUAUAGUUUAUAUAUUGUGAAGGUUAACAUUGAAAUGCACACUUGCCUUCCUCUUUUAAUUUAAAAUAGUAAGAAAAGUCAAAUCAAAAUGAAAAAAUGCACAAUUUCCGGGAUAGUUUUGCACUCGAAUGUUUCCUAAAUUUCUCUAAUUUUGCACCUGGAAAAAAAAAUCCAUAAGUGAAAACUGGAAAACAAUGGAAAGAUAAAAUAUGUACGUAUUUCAAAUUCAUUCGAUACAUUUUGAGAGUCUGACAUUGUUUAUACUUUUGUAAAAAAAAUAAUAUAUUAUAUUAGAUAUCUCUAAAAAAAUACAACGGUCACAGGGCCUUAAAAAUAAAAAAAUGAAAAUUUUGUUAAAAAUAUAACUAAAUGGUGUUCCUCUUCAAUUUCUUACCAUGAAAAGUUGGUGUUAUGUUGCAAUCAGCCAUCAUUGAGAACGGAACAAAAUUCAUUUGGAAAAUUUAUACGGGCGAUACUUUUUGUUUGUUUUUUUUGUUUAAGUUUUAUAAUCAAUUCUCUGAAUAUUUACUUGACAGUGAUUUCGUCUGAUCACAGUCGCAGGUAUACACCUGUGUCAAUUUAAUAUUAAAAACACUGAACUCUUAUUUAUAUUCAUAAACCCAGUUUGCCUUUACUUUUUGUCACAGCUGUUUUAAAAACACUAAACCUAAAUCAUUUAUGAUUAAACUCGUAAAAUGUAAUUAUGAAAAGUAACAGAUGGUUUAAGAAUUCACUUUGAAUUUGCCUUUACACUUAAAAAGAUUAGAACUCGCGGAUAUCAAUCAAGUUUUCUUUUACAAAGGUUAAAAAGAAUAAUGUAUGGUAUUUUGUCAAUUUGGAUAUACCUUCUUCUCGAGGGGUGGGGCAUUUUGCCAACUGUUUAUGUACUAAAAAUAAACAACACCAUUAAACUUUUGUGUUUUGCAAGUUAUUAUUAUGUAUGAUAAUUAUUUGUAAAUUUUGAAUGUACAUGCACCUUCUCAGUGGUGAUGGGGCUUUUUGCCAACUGUACUACAAAUAAAACAACAUCAAUUGGA
Messenger RNA from Asterias rubens (European starfish), 2236 nucleotides. Its product is annotated as mid1-interacting protein 1-like. NCBI's taxonomy places the organism in Eukaryota, Metazoa, Echinodermata, Asteroidea, Forcipulatida, Asteriidae. The record is from RefSeq and is a predicted model, not a curated record. The coding region runs from base 395 to 937 and encodes 180 amino acids. Gene Ontology annotation, cellular component: cytosol. Gene Ontology annotation, biological process: regulation of lipid biosynthetic process. The transcript has a single exon.